UGAGAGCAGCGCGAUCACGUUUCUGUUGAGUGCCCCUAAGCACCACCCGACUUCAGGGGCACAUAUGUACACGGUGCGAAACUCGGCCACAGCCACGGACCAACACUCAUCACCAGGACUUCAUUUAUUUCUGGUCGUCGAGUUUAAUGUCUAUAAAUAUCUCUCGUAGCUGAGGUGGAACCAUGAAGAGCAUUCGUGGGCGACACACACGAACAAGGUCCGCCGCAUGUUAAACUACUGUUGCAUGUAGGUGGGGGAGCGCUGUCGCUGUCCCAGGUUGCUGGAAGCGCUCGUCAGUCGAUCUGCGGCAAGCCAACGAGACAGUAAACGGUUUUUGAUCGAGACAAUAUGCAUGGACUGAUGUGAAUGCUGAACAAUAGCAGGGCAGUUAACGUAGUAGCUCUAGUCAGAGUAAAUGGGAUCUCACGUCCUCUAAUGUUUAAAGGAUGAAGAGAUUUUUCCUGUCAACCGUGCCACUGCUAAUUCUCAGCUGUCUAGGUGUCUCUCGCGUCUUUGCUGACAGUUUGGCGGCUCCUGUCAAUGUGACCAUCAAGGCUUUGAAGUCCAACUCUGCCGUGGUGACAUGGGACAUCCCCGAAGGGGACCUUGUCAUCGGCUUCGCCAUCACACAGCAGAAGAAGGACGUGCGCAUGCUGCGCUUCAUCCAGGAAGUGAACACCACCACCCGCUCCUGUGCAUUAUGGGACUUGGAGGAGGAGACCGACUACAUUGUGCACGUGCAGUCCAUCAGCAUGAGUGGGCCCAUGAGUCAGCACAGCGAACCCCUGCGCUUCCGCACGCCCAAGGAGUCUGAGACACAGGCCUCGAAGAGUAAAGACGAGGUGACCAUGGAGGAAGUGGGAGCUCAGCUGAGGGCGGGGGAGUUCAUCAUUAUCGUGGUGGUGCUGAUCAUGUGGGCAGGUGUGAUCGCUCUCUUCUGCCGUCAGUAUGACAUCAUCAAAGACAACGAGCCCAACACCAACAAGGACAAAGCUAAGACCUCAUCAGAGUGCAGUACUCCGGAGCACCCGACGGGGGGGCUGUUGCGCAGUAAGUUCCCCAAGAACAACAACAACAACAACCGGGCUCCAUCUGUGAACAUCAUCGAGGUGUGACGGCCAGAACACUCUCUAAUCCAAAGGAUUGAGUGUAUUCUAAACAGAGUAACCAAAGGGCCCUUUAUGCCCAUCUGCUUGUUAGGAUGAGGCUAGGACUGUGGGUCGUGGCCAGCCCUUUGGCAUGGGGCCUGGGUGUGAACUGGGCCCUCAGGACUCCAGGGUCCAGGUCUCAGAGGAGAGGCUCUAGAUGUGGUGGCAGGACUGUGGCUGUCGCUGCUCUAAUUAUUGCCAGAAAGUCAAGGAGAUAAAGGCCAAAUGGGUUCAGCUAUGAGUUGAGAGAGAGGAGAUAUGAACAUGGCCAGGGGAUUGUAUAUAACCAGGGCCAGAGACCCUCUCUCUCAGCUUGUUGUUAAUGAACUGAAACACACUGUCCCGGCCCCUGUUCCCCAUACUGCAACCAAGGCUUGAGCACUGUGCACCGUGUGAAAAUGAACUCCCCCUACUGCAUCUCCUCUCUUACAGUGUUUAUUUAUUUGCCUCCUAUUAUGCUCAUUUGCUGUAAGGCACAUACUGUACUUUCCUUACUAUUGCUUACCUCAUUUGACAUAUACCUCAUAUUCAAACUACAGUAUAUAUCACUGUAUCAAAACCUGUUUCAACCUGUUUCAUCUAUUCACAACAACUUCUUAUUGCUAAAGUACCAGUUUUAUAGAUCUCCUUCUGGCUCAACUCCCUGAAACCUCCUCUGAGAUGUGUUUUCAUUAGAUCAGAGCUAGUUAGUUCCCCGCUCAGGGAAUUCAGACAAUACGAGGCUAAUUUUGGAGGCCUUUCUGAAUCCAAGCUGGUGUCUAUGACGUCAGGGCAAGAUCAAAAGGAGCACUCAAGACACCCGUGCGGGAGAAUUCUCCAUUUAUCUGGAGAAUUAAAGCUUGUUAGCUCUGACAGCAGAAAAGAAUGUUGUCAUUUAUAAACAAAACUGGUCUCUACAUUUAUCGUUGAUUUACCUUAAAUAUAACAUUGUCCUUUAAAAGGUCCAAAGCAGCCAUUUUUUAAAAUAUCAAUAUCAAAUCAUCUCUGGUCAACAAUUAAGUAUGUUCCUGUGUUUGUUUUUGGAUAAAAUGAUCAAAAAGAUGAAGCUUCUUAGCAAAGAGCAAUUUCUUAAGCAAGAAUUAUGCUAGGACCGUCUGGGAGUGGUCUGAGUGGGGAGGGGAAACUAGCUGUUAUUGGCAGAGAGGUUUGGAACUAUCUUUCUUAUUGGACUAUUAACUUAUUGCAUGGUGAUGUCCCCAUGGAAAGCCCAAAGCUCCAUUCCACCAAAACGGGUGAAAUUUCAGGCAGUCUUUUCAAACUGCUCUUACAAUAAAAUGGCUUUAUCCAAAUGUUCACAAUUACAUAGUAUUAUUCCAAUCUCAGUGUGCAAAUAUAUAUAAAACACAGGAAAAUCACGUUGACUGCACUGGGCCUUUAAAGGGAUAAUCCACACCAAACGGCUAAUUCAUACAAUUAACAGUGUUACAUAACACUAAUAUGUGAAUAUAUUUCUUAACAAAUGUUUAAUUUUGUUGUUAUAACAAGGUUGCUAGAAAUAUGUGAAAAGCAUUGUGGAAAUCUCUUGCAACAAAAACCACAAUACAAUUAUAUUUCUGAACUGGCUGGCUAGCUAGCUAGAAAACAUAGCUAUACACAAUAAUACCAAAGUCAAUAUCAGCAUGUGAAGUAGCUAGCUAGCUGUAUAAUCGUCUAAACAAACUGCACAAUCAAUUUAGGAGUCUCUCACCAAGUUAAAAUUGCAGUUCAUCAACUUGCAAUGAAGCGAGUGCAGAUAGGGUACGUUGCUAUGGCAACAAUGGCAUUUUCCCACAGACACACGGGGAGCAUAGAGAUAAAUAGUAAUGGCGUCUUUUUGAGGGCAUUAAAUCCACCAUGGUUUGUUAGUCAAAGCAUAUGGGGAAAUAAAUGGCCUUUUUGUAGGGGUUUUGGAUAAACACGGGCUUAGGAGAUUUAGGUUUUGUUCUAUGAAAAUUUGGAAGCGUUUAUGUAAUAAAAAAAGCACAUACACAUAAAAGGCUUCAUAUUUCAAAAAGGUAAUGUUAGUUGACUGAUAUCGCAUAGGACAAAACGUAUAAGAUCUCCUAAGCCUGUGUUAACAUCAGAUCUUAUUUUUGGCGUUUAUCCCAAAACCCUAUUCUUUCCCCAUAGAUAGGUUAGCUGAGAACGUCACAAAAACGAUGUGCUUGCCUCCAUGGGGCAGUAGUCAGCAUGCUGUUGUGAUUCUGGAUGGCCAGAUUGCUAGCAAGAAUAACAAGAAACUGCCAUGUUGGGAAUCGUAACUGGCUCGUUUCAUCUUGUUCUUGAUACCAUGUCUUGUUUUGAGGUGUUUUGACUGAUUUAAUGUCAAUGCUGAUAUGGCUAGCUAGCUAACCAACAACUGUAAUGACGUAUUUGACGGACAAGUGCUCAUUGUGAAAAUGUAUUUAUGUUUUCAAUAAAAUACUGGAGGAAAUAUAGCAUACAUGUUAUCAACAAUUCAAGCCAACCCUGUCUGUUUUGCCCCAUAGUUGCAAAAGUGUCAGUUUCGUUGCUAAACAACCAGACUGUCUAUGGGAAUGGCUAAACGAACCAGAGGUAACUAAUUUCCUGUUUUUAGGACUAAAAGCUGGCGAGCUCUAUUGCGAGAUGGUACUUGAAGGAGAAACUGAGUUUAAUAAUUUGGUACACUGUUUAGAUUGAGCACAUCUAAGUGAAAUAUAUACUUUUUCAUGAUGAUAUAAACAGAUGGAUGUGUUCCAGACAAGUAUGCCAUACCAUCUAUUGGCUCACUUGGCGAUCUGGAGUGCAGGUAAUUGUUUAAAAAGCGUCAUAAAAUGUGAGAAGUGCGUUAUUCCCCCAUCUCCGUUGACGAGAACCAUUUGGCUAUGCCACAUUCCUACACCAUUUCAUGAUUUCACAGAUAGACCACUUAGAAGUUAAAUCAUGGGUAAUUGUUUUAUUUUACCCACUGAUAGAACAUAGGCUUUCAAGAAAUUGACAGGAGAUUCAUGAAUUUUAUUUCUGGUGGUGGAUUAUCCCUUUAAGUAAAAAUAAUAUUUGACUUGUAAGUAGAUUUACUAAAAUGCUACUGUUCAAAUAUUUUAAGUGUAUCGUUUCUCUUAUCACCUACCUUUAUUAGUGAAUGUUCAAGAGAGUUUACACUCACCUUUAAGAGGGGCCUGACUCAUGUGCAUAUGGACUGGAUGUGUCUCUGAAGAAGGGCUAAACAGGCCUCCCCAUGACAGCAAUAACAGCCCUGAGUGGUGCAGUGGAGCAUCUCACACACCGGCAGGCCAUGAAGCACCAGUCCAACCUACACUCAACCUCCCAGCCACACUUAAUGCAGGGGGACUUUAAAAUGUGAUUAAAUAAGUUUAAAGUCCUAUUUUAUGAGCAUCCUUGUUUAUGAAAAGACCUUUCUAUGAAACACCUGCCACCCCCAACUUUCCCAGAUCUAAUCAACGAUGUGAUCACAAGCUAUUGGGCUGGGGAAGUGCCAGGGACCUCACAAUACGAUAUUAUCCCGAUUCUUUGGUGCCGAUACGAUAUGCAUUGCCAUUCUCACGAUUCUAUAUGUAUUCCAAUUCGACUGUGAUUUUAUUACGAUUCGAUGUUCCAAACAUAUUGCUCACCAUAUGUCUGCUGCAGAGGAACAAAAGACAGCCAUGACAAAGUUUUGAUCAGUCAUGGAAAUAAAAAUGCUGAAAACAAAUUGUCUCCCUAUUUAACAAGAUGAUGGAAAACAAGUUUUGCUGCAGGUACAGCCAACUAGCGCAAAUAUAAUAUUGUGAUAGUCAAAACGAUACAUCUUCAAAAAUAAUAUCCCGAAAUGUAACUGUAUCGAUUUUUUUCCCCCAUCACUAAUGAGCUCCAUAUGUUGGUUCUAAACAUUGACCCCUUUGAUUCAGUCCCAUCUCACAUCAUCAUUAGUAGUCAUCUUCACAGAAGGGCUUCCACUGAAUCAUCUUCAGUGUGAGAGUCCAUCCUCCCCACCCCAUGUACUGUAUCACAGGCAGGUGUUGACAUGCUGUAUGAAGAGACUAUGCUGUGGGGUUUCUCAAAUGGGCCAGACAACCUCCUCCACAUCCCCAUGAAGGGGACAUUGCUGUGGUAAUGUGUUUUAGGUCUGAUUUAAAAAAGCAUUGACUUAAACACCUAAAUAUUCCAUUUUGUUUGAAAGGAUGGAAUGGUAAGGGUCCAAUUUGUUCCACCUUUUCCAUUUAGUAUUUCCAUGCCACUUGGCCCAUGGAGGCUGCAGUAUGUUAUGUUAAACAUCUGUGGUCUGUCUGUAUCCAUUAUGAGAUGGUAUAGGAGGAAAAGUAGAAUUUGAUUUAUUUUCUAAGGGAUGGGCGAAUGUAAUGCUAAAUAAAGAGCAUGACAGAAA
Messenger RNA from Oncorhynchus masou masou (cherry salmon), 5472 nucleotides. Its product is annotated as fibronectin type III domain-containing protein 5-like. Gene Ontology annotation, cellular component: plasma membrane; extracellular region. Bases 447 to 1115 code for a protein of 222 amino acids. Gene Ontology annotation, molecular function: protein binding. The transcript is spliced from 6 exons. NCBI's taxonomy places the organism in Eukaryota, Metazoa, Chordata, Actinopteri, Salmoniformes, Salmonidae. The record is from RefSeq and is a predicted model, not a curated record.